This is a messenger RNA of Varanus komodoensis (Komodo dragon), 5030 nucleotides long. RefSeq names its product interleukin 16 (gene IL16). The record is from RefSeq and is a predicted model, not a curated record. Gene Ontology annotation, molecular function: CD4 receptor binding; cytokine activity. The transcript is spliced from 20 exons. Lineage: Eukaryota; Metazoa; Chordata; Lepidosauria; Squamata; Varanidae. The coding region runs from base 1 to 4260 and encodes 1419 amino acids. Gene Ontology annotation, biological process: leukocyte chemotaxis; induction of positive chemotaxis.
AUGGAACGGCAGAACAGCGCCAAGAGCCGAAAAUCCAAGACUCUGCGCUCCAUUUCACGGUCUCUCAUCCUCUGCAAUGGCAAGAACAGCGAUGACGGAUCCAGCCCCGAAGAGAAGUAUCACAACCCCUUUGAGAGCCAGGCCAACUGGGGUCAAGCGGAAGCUGGCCAUUGCCCUCGGCUUCACCUAGCGUGCUCGUCCACGGGCAGGGAAGGCCCGCCAGAUCCUCUUACAAUCAGCAGCAUGGUACAGCUGAGGGCUGCCGCCAGUGACAGCUGCAAGACUAUGAAGAGGAAAUUUUUCAUCAAGGACAGCUGCAUCUGGAAGUUAUGUAUCGCCACUGGGAAUGACGGACUGGGAAUUCAAGUUUCUCGGACUCCCAACUGCUCUGCUUUUGGCAAAGAAUACACUAUCAGUCAUGUGAUUAAUGGAGGAGCUGCCCAGAGGGACGGACGUUUGAGCCCAGGUGAUGAACUUUUAACAGUAAAUGGACAACCUCUUAAAGAGCUCUCCAGCAAAGAGGCAGAGUCACUCAUCCAAUCAGCAAAGGGCUUGGUAAAUUUAGUAAUUGCCAACAAGGAACCUUCAGUGUGUUCACGCCAAGAACUCCCUGGUAAACAGGAUGGUCAGAAUGGUUUCGUCCUGCAGACAAAAGCGAAAUGCCAGAGGACCCGCAGUAAUUCAGCCAGUGUGAGCCCAUAUUGGAUAGGGGAAAUGGACAGUCCCAUGGCCAAGAAAUCAGCCUCUCGAUACAGGCAGGCCCAUUCUCUUUACAGCAACAGGAAGUCGCUCUCUCAGCAGCUGGACAGCUCGGCAGGAAGAGCCCCCAUAAAUUCCCUUUCCAGGUCCUCUCGAUCGCUCAGUACAGCCCAUCUGAUGCAGGCGUCGUGUGGCUUGCAGGCCUCUGUGAUCUCCAAUAUUGUCUUAAUGAAAGGCCAAGGGAAGGGGCUGGGUUUCAGCAUUGUCGGAGGUCAAGAUAGCAUAUAUGGCCCCAUUGGUAUAUAUGUGAAGACCAUCUUUCCUGGGGGAGCUGCCGCUGCAGAUGGAAGACUGCAAGAAGGAGAUGAAAUCCUGGAACUGAAUGGGGAACUGAUGCAUGGACUCACCCAUCAUGAAGCCCUGCAGAAAUUCAAGGCCAAUAAAGGUCUCCUCACCCUCACGGUCCGAACGAGCCUCAGCACCCCCCACCUGGCAGCUAGCUACCUGUCCUCCCAUCUCUGCCGCUCCCUGAGCACCAGCAUGUGCAUCACCAAGGAGACCAGCUCCUUUGGUUCCGAAAGUGCCACCUUUCCCUUGAACGCCACCAACCCCAAUGACAGGGUCAUCAUGGAAGUUUCCUUAAAUAAAGAGGCUGGUGUGGGCUUGGGCAUUGGUUUAUGCAGCAUCCCUUAUUUCCAGUGCAUUUCCGGAAUAUUCAUCCACGCCCUCUCUCCUGGCUCUGUGGCUCAUAUGGACGGAAGACUCAGGUGUGGAGAUGAAGUUGUGGAAAUCAAUGAGGUGCCAGUUCACAACAUGAGCCUGAAUGAGGUCCAUGCAGUUUUAAGCCGCUGCAGUCCUGGCCCUGUGCAGAUCAUCAUCAGCAGGCAUCCCGAUCCACAGGUCUCUGAACAGCAGCUAAAGGAGGCCAUUUCACAAGCGGUGGAAAGCAACAGGUUUGAAAGAGAGAAGUACCAGUGGAGUGCGGAAGGCAUUAAAAGUCUGGAAAGCAGUUGGCAUAAGAAAUCCCCAUGUGAGAAAUACUCCGAGAAGGUGGCCACUCAUCUGAACCAUCGCUCCCAAAAGCUCAUGAUCCGUUCCAGCAGCGACGGCAGUUACAAUCCCAGGUCCUCUUGUGGAAACGGUCUUGCUUACCAGCUGGCUGACAUGAAUGCAAAAGGACACAGCAUUGAUGUACCAGUGACCAGACAGCCGGCUUCCAUGUUUUCCUCCUCCAGAACUAGCCUGGAGAAGCACACCUCCCCACCGAUUCUUAAAGACGCUGCGCAGCUUUCCUUAAAUCACACAAAACGAUCUGCAGAGAUCCUUGUUAGAAAGCCUCGCUCGUCAAAGCCCAAGCCACCACCGAGAAAGUAUUUCAAGCAAGACUGCACCGAGGGUGAGCAGGCUAACAGAGAGAGGAAUGAGAAGCCCCCACCGCCAGGAGAGGGGAGCCUGGCUUCUUCAGAUGUUCAGGAAGCCAGCGACCGGCUGCAGCAGAGAAACCUGAGUGUUGUAACCCACGGUGCUUUCACAGAUUCUUCAGCAGCAAGAGCUACAGAGCAGUCAAAUUCUUGCCUAGGAGCCGUGGACCAAGAAAGAAAGGCCAGCAAAGGGAAAUCUGUUACAUCUCCUCAAAGGCCUGUGCUCAGAAGACAAGCAAAGGUGGAUUAUAGCCUUGAGGCUACACCUGAUGAUCCUUGGGUCAGAAUUUCUGACUGCAUAAAAAGCUUAUUUAACCCUAGCAUGGCAGAAGACCGCUGCUCCUUAAGUUUAUACCCCACAAUCAAUAAAGGCAGUCCUGCCUCUAGCUGCCCGAAGGAAGCCCUGCAGAGAUCAGAUGCAGAAGAGGCGGAUACGAAAGCACCAAAGUCAUCUGAUGACGGUGACUUUGUGAAGAAAGGGCCACCAGUAGCACCUAAGCCGACCUGGUUUCGUCAAAGCCUAAAAGGCUUGAAGAAAGGAAAUUCGGAUGAUGCACACAAAAGCCCCUCUGACCACCACCAAAGUGUGUCUGACAAUGAACUGAGCUCCACUUCCAAGAUCACUCGAGCUUCACCUCGGGGAUCGUCGAUAAAGCAACGAAUCAGCUCCUUUGAAAGUCUGGGCGGUUCUCAGUCUCCUGAAAAUGCAAGCCGAAAACUUAGCCCAAAGUUGUCCAUUCAGAAAGAUGGAUCCCCCAGCAGGAGGGAGCCAGUACCUCUUAUGGUUAAUCUUAGCCAAGCUUCUGCCAGCAACGUGGAUGAUCAGAGUACGGAAAGCAUCCACCUCCUGCCAAACCUAGAUGCCAGCCAUGUGGAUUCUGCCUGCUUCUCCAGAGACGAAAGUGCCCUGAGCGCAGAGGCAAACUGCAGCACCCCUGUGAAAUCUCCUUUGAAUCUGCCACCUUUGCAAGGCAUGGAACCCGACCCCCAAGUCACGAAAACGCCGAGCAAAAGAGCACGGAGCUUCCCACUUAGCUCAGCUCAGUCUUGCGAGAUGCUGAAAACCAGUGGAGAAGAAUACAGCAAAAUCGAUUCCAUCAGCAACCACUUCUCAUCAGCAUUGAUGAAAUCGUUGCAUUCCCUUCCUCAGUUUCCACCGUGUCCUCGGAAAAGCUCAGGGAGGUCCCACGGUGGGUCACCAACAUCCUACAGAGAAGAAAGGGGGGCUCCGCUCCUGCAGGCCAGCGAAACUCCCUCUCCAGACACCAGCUUUUCUCUCAAUCUUUCAGAGCUGCGGGAUUACAGCGUGUGCUGGUCAGACAAGGAGAAAGAGGAAGGCAAGCAAGAGCACCGCUCGCCUCCAACACUGGGCGCUGCAGGGCAGGCCGUCAUCUCUCUGCUCACUCCAGAAGAACUGGGGAAACUUAUGGAGGAGGUGAAAACUUUAGAUGAGGAAACGCUAAAGCAACUCAGCAACAUCCACGUGACAGUCCUGCACAAAGAAGAAGGAGCUGGGCUUGGCUUCAGCUUGGCUGGUGGAGUCGACCUGGAAAACAAAGCUAUUACCAUCCACAGGGUUUUCUCCAGUGGACUGGCAUCCCAGGCAGGAACCAUUCAGAAAGGAGACGAAGUCCUAUCCAUCAACGGGAAGUCUCUGAAAGGUGCAACCCACGCGGAAGCGCUGGAGAACCUGCGCAAGGCCCGGCACCCAAGGCAGGCCGUUGUCGUCACAAGAAAACCACAAGAGAGGGAGAGCGGCCUCGGUGCACCUGCCGAGUCCCCUGCCUUCACGGGAGGCGAGACUUCAACAGACUCCGCAUCUGAAGACCUGAUCCUGACCGUGACACUGGAGAAGACGUCUGCUGGCUUAGGUUUCAGUUUGGAAGGUGGGAAAGGCUCAGUCCAUGGUGACAAGCCCAUCAUCAUCAACAGACUUUUUAAAGGAGUGCCAUCAGAACACAGCUCUGCUAUUCAGCCCGGAGAUGAGUUACUGCAAGUGCACACCAAGCCGAUGCAAGGACUCUCCCGUUUUGAAGCCUGGAACAUUAUCAAGACAUUGCCCGAUGGGCCUGUUACUGCCAUUAUCAAGAGAAAAAACUCCGUCAGCAGAACAGCCGACUCUCUCCCUGGAGAGGAAUAGUAGUAGUAACAGCAAGAUGAACCUGAGUGGACCUGGAACUACUGUCCCUUUUUAACCAGGGCCAAAAGGAUUUUGUUUCUUCCAGCUGCCUGCAGCUCGUGUUCCUUGCAAGCUAAGAGGAAGUCAGCCAUGGCUCAGUGGGAGAACGUCAGCCUGGCAUGAAGAAGGUUGCCGGCUUGGUGAAUGGUGUCUCCAGGUACUGCUGGGAAAAGCUCCUGCCUGAACCCUGGAGAGGUACUCCUGCCAGUCAGUGUCAGCAGCACGGGGCUAGUUGGACCCAGCUUCCUUUGAUCUUAGGCGAGAAGAGAAAAGAGGCGUGUGUAAAAUGCUCACCACUCCCUCGUGGUUGCAGCCGGAGAAGAGCUGCAAGCCCACAUGCAAGUUACAGGAGGCUUUAUGCGCAAACGAAGCAAGAGCAGAAACUUGUAGAAGAGCUGGAUGGUGGGGCAGGCGCUGUGAGUAAUUCCCCAGGACCUGGCGGCAUCCUCACGGCGACUGGCACGUGGAAUUAGCUUCUAGACACAUGGACUUCCCGGGAUGGAUCAGGAAUGAGAAAAGGAGCCAAAGCGCAAGGCAGCCGUUGUGGUCUCCUCUUGUGCCGUGCGCUGCACCUUUCUUUCUGCUUUGCAACACUGGGGAGGGUGUGCGCGCACUGCCCACCAUUCGACCUGCACAUGGAUGAGUGUGCAUCCCCAAAUUCAGGGACACUUGGACGAGCCACACCUUUCAGCUGUGUCCUGUGCUACUCAAAUAAACCUUUGCUGCUUUAA